Nerophis lumbriciformis (worm pipefish) is the source of this 8692-nucleotide messenger RNA. Lineage: Eukaryota; Metazoa; Chordata; Actinopteri; Syngnathiformes; Syngnathidae. The record is from RefSeq and is a predicted model, not a curated record.
CCUCCAAGCAGGACGAGAACAGAUGUAACAGUGACCAGGAAAGACCAGGACCAAGCUGGGCCGGGUUAGGCCAGGCUAGGCCCACCUUCCCUGAGCAGGUUCUCAAAGAGUUCCUCCUAGUAGGUUAGUCUGGAAACAUCCUUGGUCUGUCCAUGUCUUCAAUGCACUUCCCUGGAUGUUGGCAGCAGGAUGGAUUUGGAUGUUGAUCUCACAGUUUCCUAUUCCUUUCGUUGCCUUCUGACCCUUCCCUCCCUGCUCUUCAAAAGAAAGCCCCUUGCGCUCUCCUGGGGCUUCCCUAAACCCAGUAUAGGGUCCUACAGGAACUGUAGCUUGUCUUUCUACUAACUCUUAUGCUGCUUUGAGAAUGCUCCAUUGCUGUUCCACCUUGGUUGAUUUUAUUGGAGGCUGAGGAGAAGUUACAUUUAGCAAAUCUUUGUGGUCUGGGAGGAAGAAUGUCGGAAAGCAAUAGCAAAGCAGUGAAAUUCAUUGCCCCGGCCCCUCCGUCGCUGACCCCUCAGACCCCCCACAAGAAUGUGAACUGCUCUGCAAGUUCAGACUCGCAUGUAGUGGACAAGCUGGAGGGACACCCGGAGGUCCAACGACGGCGUCACACGAUGGACAGAGACUCCAAGACGGCCGAGCACCGCUUCUUCCGCCGGAGUGUCAUCUGCGACUCCAAUGCCACCGCCCUGGACCUGCCCAGCAAGGCAGCGAUGACGCUCACCUCGCUGCCAGACUGCAGGGGACCCCCCGUCAGCUAUUUGGUUUCUCGCACUGCGGAGCGAGACGUCCAAGAGGCAGUGGAAGGCCCCUCUUUGCAAAGCUUGCAGCCCGGGGCACCUCUAGAGGGGCAACGCCAAAAUGUCGGCGUGGGUCACGUUGGACACGCUGAUGGUGUGGUAAAGGAGCCGCCUUCGGCCGUAGUGGAUGUCAAACAAAUGGGAGACCGGCAGCGCGACUGCCUGCAGGAGAUGGCCAAAGACGAAAAAGUGCACGAGUGCAGCAUCAGCAGUCCCACAGAGGAGAAGGAGCGAGAGACGGAGCUGGCCAAAGCACGCGCUGAGCAGAGGGAGGCCGAGAAGCGAGUGCAGGAGGACAUCGAGGAGGCCGAGACGAAGGCCGUCGGGACGUCGCCGGAUGGACGCUUUUUGAAAUUCGACAUUGAGAUCGGGAGAGGUUCCUUCAAGACGGUGUACAAGGGGCUCGACACAGAGACAACGGUGGAGGUGGCGUGGUGCGAGCUGCAGGAUCGGAAGCUGUCCAAGUCGGAGCGGCAGCGCUUCAAGGAAGAGGCGGGCAUGCUGAAGGGCCUCCAGCACCCCAACAUCGUGCGCUUCUACGACUCGUGGGAAGGGCCAUGCAAGGGAAAGAAGUGCAUCGUGUUGGUCACCGAGCUCAUGACGUCGGGCACGCUUAAAACCUACCUGAAGCGCUUCAAGGUGAUGAAGAUCAAGGUGCUGCGUUCUUGGUGCCGCCAGAUCCUGAAGGGCCUUCACUUCCUGCACACCAGAGCGCCGCCCAUCAUUCACCGGGACCUCAAGUGUGACAACAUUUUCAUCACGGGGCCCACUGGGUCGGUCAAGAUCGGAGACUUAGGCUUGGCUACGCUGAAGAGGGCCUCUUUUGCCAAGAGUGUAAUAGGUACUCCUGAGUUCAUGGCUCCAGAGAUGUACGAGGAGAAGUACGACGAAUCUGUCGACGUUUACGCCUUUGGGAUGUGCAUGCUUGAGAUGGCGACCUCCGAGUACCCUUACUCGGAAUGCCAGAAUGCCGCCCAGAUCUACAGACGAGUCACCAGCGGAGUGAAGCCGGGCAGUUUUGACAAGGUGGCCAUUCCUGAAGUGAAGGAAAUCAUCGAAGGCUGCAUCAGGACCAACAAAGAUGAGAGGUAUGCCAUCAAGAUCCUGCUGAACCACGCCUUCUUCCAGGAAGAUACAGGGGUCAGGGUUGAGCUGGCAGAGGAAGAUGAUGGAGAAAUGAUUGCCAUCAAGCUGUGGUUGAGGAUAGAAGACGUCAAAAAGCUUAAAGGAAAAUACAAAGACAACGAAGCCAUCGAGUUCUCCUUUGACCUCAACAAAGAUGUCCCUGAUGAUGUGGCGCAGGAAAUGGUUGAGUCUGGCUAUGUGGCUGAGGGCGACCACAAGACCAUGGCCAAGGCCAUCAAGGACCGCGUGUCUCUGAUCCGGAAGAAGCGGGAGCAGAGGCAGCUGGUGCGAGAAGAGCAGGAGAAGAGAAAGCUAGAGGCGGAGCUACAACAACAAGAGGCACUCAAAGCAGCACAGAUACAGGCGGAGGCAGAAGAGACUGAGACUGAGCUUCACCAUCAGCAGCUGGGCAUCUCACACACAGCCGAAGGAGGUGUGGACAGCGGCCAAGGUUCUUCGGUCUUCUCCUCCGACUCCCCGCAGCUGGGUCAGCUGACCAUGUCUUACAGCUGCCCGCCUUCCACACGGGCUCAUUCCCAGCCGCAAAGCCCGUAUCUCUCCACGCCUGGCGCCAGCACGCAACAACACCCGGCCUAUGCCCAGCAGCCACAGCAGCCAGUGCAGCAUUCAAUGGCACAUGCCUACAGUGGAGGAGCAGCAGGAGGAGGCAGCCUCUCCUUCUCAGCAGUGCCCGACCCGCCCGCUAUUUUCUUCCCCCCCAUUCCUGAGCGCCCCGUUUCCUUUUCGCCCCCUCCGACCGCCCCACCGAAGGCCUACAACGCCCAGCGGCGAAAGAGCACGUCCAUCCUGGAGGCUCACACCCGCCACUUUCAGCCAGCCUAUCCGAGAUACGGCAGCAGCCUCCACCCCUUCUCGGGGAUGGAGGCCGUGGACGCCCCCUCUCUCUUCAUGGUCAAUCCCGGGUUCGCCGCAACGGCUCAGAGACUCGGAGUCGGAGAGCAUCUGUAUCUCCCGGGACAAUCUGACCCAUCUUUCUACGGCUAUAAGGACCUGAGGGCAGAACAGGAGGAAGUGGUGAGAAGGCUGAGUUUAAAUCAAGCUGCCUUAUUGGACCAUUAUGAAGCCAUGGCGUAUGGCGGCUACCAAAUGAGUGCACACCAGCUGGGCUUGUUGAACUUCCAUCAACAGAGGCAGGCAGCUGCUGCAGCCGCCAGUUUGGGCUACGACUCGGGUCCUCACCCAGGCUUUUUGCACCCUCACUUGAUGCAAAGACUAAGCGCACACAGUCCAAUGAACCAACCUGUUCCUGCUUCAUCCGCUGAUGUAUGCAACCCCGCACAGCAACACUCCACCUACCCCCCGUCAGCACCACCGACAAUAAGUGACGCCCCUACAGGAAGUGUUUUUGAUUACCACUUGGCUGCCUCCGCCGCCAACGACCCGAGUCUCCUGGCCUCCAGACUGUACAGAGCCCGCAGGAGCUCCAUGGACCUUCCUCUGGAAGAAAACACCCCGGCAGGCUCUGGCGGCUCAGGCUCGUACCCUCGACUCCAGCCUGUGACGGAGGAGCUGUGUUCCUACAUCAGUCCUGAGCUUCCUUUACCGCCAGGAAGUCUCCUCCUGCAUAACACAUGCCUGAGCGCCAAGGACCGAAGUCCAGAACCAUCUAGCGACUCUCUGGCCUCUUCCGACGCGGGGGAGUUCCUGUCGCCUCCUCCCUCAUCCCUCCUCCCUCAAUUCGACACUUCGGCCGCUCAGUUCAUUCCUCAGUCGUCCUGCGCCGCUGUCUACGACCCGGCCAUCGACACCCAUGCUCAUCCGCCCUCCAUGCAGAACUUUCUCCCGCCCACUCCAUGCUCAGACCUCUCACACGGGGGGGCGUCAUCGACUCUACAGGAGUCUCUGGUUGAGAGUGCGUGGGCCCGACAUGGAGGGGCCGUGCCUGCCCAGCCCGACAUGACGUACCAUGAGUCAUUGCUGGCCAUGCAGGCCGCUAACCACACACUGAAGCAGGUUCAGGUUUCAAAUCCGCAGCCCGCCUCAGGAUCCCCGCUGUUGGGCCCCGCGGCCUCCCAGCCUGCUCCUCUGGUGACGUCCCAACAGGUGAUUGGGUCAAUUCAGUGUGUCAGUACAUGGACACAGAGCCCCACACACACCUUGUUGCAGGCUGCACAACACAGUGUGACCUUGCCCACCUCCACCUGCCUCACUUCUCCUCCAGUGGCCGUGGCCCCUGCUCUUCCUCUUUCCCCUGCCCCUGCAUCCGCCCCCCAACCCUUGGCCACCAUGGUGCCAAUCAUCAGUGUAGUCGCGGCUGAAGCUACUCCGCAGUCUGUCUCUCAGCCCUCGGAGUUGUCCCACUUCCAGCUCCAACCACCCCAUGCAUCCACAGAGAGUGGCUACUCUGAGACCUCGGGCCUGAGCGACGGCAAUGAGGGAGGAGGCGGGGGGCGCCAUGAGGGGCGCUCUAUCAAGCGACACCAGAGGCGCUCCGUGCGAAGCCGAUCGCGCCACGAGAAACUUGCCAAGGCCAAACUCAACGUCCUCAAUAUAUCCAAGCGCGGCGACAGGGUGGCGGAGUGCCAGCUGGAGACCCACAACAGGAAGAUGGUCACCUUUAGGUUUGACCUGGAUGGAGACAACCCAGAUGAGAUCGCUCAGAUUAUGGUCCAGAGCGAGUUCAUCCUGGAGAGCGAGAGGGAGUCAUUCAUCGAGCAGGUCCGAGAGGUGAUAGAGAACGCAGAUGAAAAAGGCCUGGAGAGAGACACCAGCGGCCAGAUGACCGGUGACAUGACACAGCAAAAUCCUGCUAUAUCAGUCCCCAUGCCAGACACGCCCCCGAGUGCCUCAGCACAGGUGGUGCACUCAGCAGGUCGCAGGUUUAUCGUCAGCCCUGUACCUGAAGCCCGGCUAAAAGAACCAAUCUUUCCCGCCUCGACCUCACCAUCUCUUACACCUUCAGUCGAGACAGUUGCUAAGGCAUCAGAUUUGAGCUUGUCCAAAUCUGCGGGCGCCGUCAGCCUCCAACAAGCCUUUUCAGAGCUACGACAGAACAAGAGCCUGUUGGAUGCUGGACCGAGCACUGCCCCCGCCUCCAUCCUCGCCUCCUUCCUAUCCGCUCAUCCUGCAGCAUCCUCGGCCUCCUCACCGCCUCCUGCUGUGGAAGCUGCUUCUUCAGCACAGGAGGAUGCUUCUCCUCCUGCUUCCUCCUCCACUCUGACUGUGUUCAAUCAGUCAUUGCCCAUCCAAGGAAUGUCUCAAAGCCAAGAGGCGGUACCCACUUCAGUCCUUUCCACCUUAGCUCUCAGCAACAUGGCCUCGACGAUGCUCACAUCUCCUCCUGCCUCCCUUGUGUACUCAGCCCCCUCAGAAGUCCUGCCUGAUUAUGCCUCCUCCACCUCUUUCUCUGUUAUCCCCACGUCCUCCCCCUCCUCAUCCUCCUCCACAGUGCAGCCCACCUCGACGCACUCGCAGCCGCAAACAACCGUCCUUUCUGGGCAGACGCACACUCACUGUGGCGAAUGUGACGCCAGGUGUGAUCCGUCAAUGGAGUGCCAAAGCAAGCCGGACGACAUCCAAGCCCUGGAGAAGAAGCUGCGCUCUCUCUUCAUGGACCUGGGCGGAGGGGUGGGCUCCACCCAGGGAGACCUGCUGCCUGAUGCUACCUCUGCAGCCUCCGCCGAGGGGACAUCCUCCCCGGUGGGCACCUGCUCUACCUCCACAUCUGUCGCCCCCAGCCAGGCAGCCAAUCCUUCUCAGCCCCCUAUCAGUUUGGCGCUGGGGUCUCCUGCCCCCCCACAGCAGGGCUGUGGCACACCUAUGUCAACUCCUGCACCAGCAGUAAACGGAGCCACCAACUCCAGUCAAACAACUCCAUCCAAAGCGCCGUUGUCCAGAGUAGCGGCCACCUCUACUUCUUCAGAACUGCUGCAGUCCCUGCCUGGGCCGUGUGUCACACAGUCCCAGCAGCCUUUAGAAGACUUAGACGCCCAGCUGAGAAGAGCUUUGAGUCCUGAGACAGUUCCUGCUAGCACACACUCACAGGCUCCUCUCGGUGCCAAUCUUCUGGCGGCACAAGCAGUUCCUUUCUCUUCAGAGGAAGACUUCACCUCAUCUCCUGCUGCCCCUUCAGGUGGAAUCCAACUUGGCAGAUUCCAGGUGUCAUUAGCCACUGAGGGGCCUCCAAACCAGCGCACAGAAAUCUUCUCUUCCUCCACAUCUUCCUCCUCCUCCUCCUCUAAUCUCUCCAGCCCAGAGAACACGUUGCACAAAGGUUCUUCCACCCCUCUGAGAGCAGGAGGAGACGUUGUGGACGGACUCCCUCAGAGAACGCUGGAAGGAAACCAACACUCCACCCCCAUCACCUCCCCAUGCGCCUCACCCAAGCUUACAACCACCAUUGGACGCUUCCAGGUCACCUCCAACUCUGAGGCUAAAGUCGGUCGGUUCUCCGUCAGUCGGACCGCAGAGUCCAAGCAGAGCCCUCCUCCCGCUGCCCAGGCUUCUAACGGGCCCACCUGUCCUGGAAGUCCAGACAUUGCCCACAGAGCUACCCUGCCCAUUGUGAGCAACUCCUUCAACAACAACAACUCCUACAUGAGCAGCGACAACGACUCGGAUUUGGAGGACGAGGACUUGAACUGGGAGGUCAACUGCCUCCGAGAGAAACACUUGCAGGAGAUUCAAGCUCUUCACUCGCGCCAGAAGGAAGAAAUUGACUGUUUGUUCAGCAGGCUGGGCAAGGUUCCUCCAGCUGCCCUUCUCCCUCCUGUCAUCGCCUCGGCUGCCAGGAGGAGACGACCCACCAAGAGCAAAUCCAGCAAAUCGUCCAGAAGCAGCUGCUCCUCGCACACUAGCAAAAGUCCACCUCAGUCAGGCAGCACUUUAUCGUCCCAAAGCUCCCAGCUAGCUCACCUCGCGCCAGACGGGCUAGCAAGCGAUGUCGGCGGCGCCCAUCGGCUCCAACCUCUCCAAUCCAGCGACAAGCUGAGUUCUGCAUACACCAGCGAGGCGGCUCUCUGUGCGCCGAGCUUGUGUGCUCCCACCCCAGGCUGUGUAAAGUUCAGCUGGGGGUCGGAGCGUCUGGCCUUCAAGCCUGGCGGCAGGAGGACGCGCUUUCUGAGUACGCCCUGCUUGGCUCUUUGGAAGAUGGUGAAAAAAGUUUGUCCCUGCAACCAACUUUGUAGGACCAACAGCACCAACGCAGUCAGCGGUCAGAGUCCUGGCGGCUCUCAGAGUGUCAACAUGUCCGCCCCCCACCGGCGGAAAGGAACCUUCACAGAUGACCUCCAUAAGCUGGUGGACAACUGGGCCAGAGACACUAUCAACCUAUCACAGUGUAAGAAAAGCACCAAGCAACUGCAGCAGGUGCCAGCGCAGGGACACAACUACGAGGCGAUCCAGUCGACCAGCCUGGGCAGGAAGUACUCUGCACCGAGUCAGCUACUCGCUGGCUCCGCCCACCCCUCAUCCAACCCGACUACCAACCCCACGUCCACUACCUCUUUGAGCGCACUGUGCCAAGCCCCCACCUCUCCCGCCGUCCCCCACUUCAUCCCGUACGCGCCCGCCCCCUCCUACACGGCUCAGUGGUCUGGACCGGCCCACAGGCUCUCUGCUCCUCUUGUCGGGGCUCCCCUGCUGGUCAGCACCUCGCAGACGCUUGGGCCUCAGCCCGCCUCCACUGGGGGUCACGCGUUCGCGAUGAGCAGCGCUCUGCAGAAGUCGGUCAGCAGCCCGGGGGGACCGAACAUGAGGACCACGUAGGCUUUGACCUUUUCCCUGACCGGGCUGGAUAUGACGAAGAGGAGGAUUAGGAGUGCGAGUGACGCAUCUUACCUUUUCUUCUGUCUUUGUGUGAAGAUCCUGUUUGCCAAAAAAGGCCAAAGAGUGAAACACAUCUUCACCUUUCCAGAUUUAAACGCGACAAAGUGCAAUGUGUGUUUGGACUUUAGGAGGUGCAGCCAGGUCAGAAUUUGGGUUUUCUGGCGUGAAUAGAAGUACUUGAUGCAGACAGAACGUCAACAAGGAGGCCCCUUCCUGCGCACAAAGCAAUAACAUCACAAUGAACAUGAAUGUCCAAAAAGUGGCCUUUUCGUAACAACUCGUACUUUCUAUCCUUUUUUUUUUUAUCAAGCUUAUUGAGAGACAAACAACACUGUGAUUAUUGUGGACGACAACAAGAAGAUAGGCCUUAAUGGACUACAAACUAAUGCUAGCUAUUACAGUAUUCUUACAUAGAAGACACUUUAAUGAUUGCUCUGUUAGAUGAAUGUGAAUGUACAAAGUUUUCACUUUCUAGUGCCUUGCUUACUUCCGCAUUUGCAAUUUCCUCCCAGAGCAAAAACACUGGAGAAGCACACGAGGACCACCAGAGAUUUAGAUUGUUAACUUACUUCUGUACUGUGAUGCCUUUUAUUUUUAUACUUUCACCCACUUGUGCUGCGUUACUGUGAAAACGUCUGUUAGCAUUAGCUCACGUUCUCAAAAACUCACUUUUUUUUUUCUAAAAAGUGUUCAAAUCCUGCAAACCCCUUUCAAAAAUACAUUUACCAGUGUUCGAUAUUCAAGCACAGAAUUGUUGAUGGUUGACAAGUUUUAUGUUGUUUUAUCUGCUGUUUUAUUGAACUCUGGUUUCUUCUCUCUUUGACACAAAACGCACGUGAGGUCUCAUCAGCAGCCUUUAUCGCUUCAUGUGUUGCACUAAGUAGUGUUCAGAGCUUCAUAUCAAAUAAAUACAUUUGUUACUUUAUUUGUAAACAAAAACAAAAAAAGAAAAUUAAUGAAUAAAAGUUUGUUUCAAUGAA